AUGCAGGGGGUCAUGGUGGUCAUCACGGACAUGGUAGCCAUCAUGGUCAUCAUGGUGGCCAUCAUGGACACGGUGGCAUUGGUGGUCAUCAAGGAUAUGUUGUAAGUUAGUAACAAAAAGGGCUGUGGUGGAUGAGAUUCAUAUGAUUCCUGUUUUUUGUGGGACAAUUUGCAUGGCUGCGUGGAGUAUCACUCUUUAUCAUCGGUCAUGGUUGCAACUCUUUACCUAAUUCCUAUUCCACCAGUCCUUGGGAUAACAAACAUUUUCUCAUGCAUGCUAAUCACCGUGAGCCUUGGCUGGUGCCGAGCAUGUGCAAUUUAACAAAGUUAUAUGCUAAUCCAAUGAACUUUACUCAUCACCUCUAAUCUCGUGGGCCGAGUAUGAUUUGACCUAGGCUUGAUUUGACCUAGUUAAUAUUCAUGAUAUAAUCACUUGGCUUGCAAUAGGCCUACACAACCAGGUGUAUUUUUAUCAGUUUUAACAUACGGGUACAAACAGUUCCAUACAUACUACUAUACUACACUGUAUUGGUAACAUUUAUUUAUAGUCCAUGUAUUGAUCUAGAUCUGGUGUUGAGGCUAUCCUGGGUGUGCAUUGUAGUGGUCUAGUGCAGUGGAUAGUGCCGGCAUCUUGAUUCCUGUUCAAAAAUGUCUUACGGCUACAAUAACAAUCUACCGGGGCAGGGUGGUUACCCUGGGCAGCAAGCAGGGGCUGGUUACCCCAUGGGUCAACAGGCCCCACCUCCUGGUGGAGCAUACCCAGGAUAUCCAGGAGGAGCCCCAGCCAGCCAACCACCCUAUGGUGGUGCACCUGGCUACCCAUCCCAGCCUGGUUACGGAGCACCACCAGGGGGACCAGGGUAUCCUGGAGGUGCACCAUCGGGUGGAGCGCCUGCCUUCACGAUGCCUGGCCAACCUGGUGGCUAUCCGGGCCAACAACCCCCAGGACCUGGUUACCCAGGCUCUGAUCCUUCCUAUCCUUCUCAGCCACCAUAUGGCGGACAACCAGGAGGCUAUGGGGGCUCUGCAGAUAUAGGAUUUGGCGGUGUAGGAGGCUCUGCCCCAGGAUCUGGGUCCACACCCUACCCAGCCUCGCCUUACAAUUCAGCAACACCCUCCUAUGGAUCGCAGCCAGCUGGCUAUGGAGCACCCGGAGCCCAGCCAGGCUAUGGAGCGCCCGGAGGCCAGCCAGGCUAUGGUGCACCUGGAGCACAGCCAGGCUAUGGUGCACCGGGAGCACAGCCAGGGUAUGGUGCACCUGGGGCACAGACAGGGUAUGGUGCACCUGGGGGCCAACCAUCGUAUGGAGCACAACCUCCAACCAGUGCAUAUCAGCAGCCAGCCCAGCAACCCCCUCAGACAAACGUUAGCCCAUACGUGCAAGGUACCCCAGGUCAAGAGUACAGUACACCGCCAGCAGUGGCUCACCCUGCGGCAGCCCAACAACAACCUCCAUCACAGCCACAAAGACCUCCACCACCAUCACACCAGCCUACUCAGCCAAGUGGCCCAGUACCAACAGGAGGUGACAUCGCCGGUCUGGAUCCUGACCUAGCUGCAGCUCUGGGCAAGCUGAAGGUCUACGGUGGCAUGGAGCGCUACGAAGGAACCAUGAAACCUGCUGCUUACUUCAAUGAGGAAGAAGACGUCAUGAAGUUGCGUAAAGCUAUGAGAGGAGCUGGCACAGAUGAGAAGGCCAUCAUAGAUAUCGUUGCAAAUCGAUCAAACCACCAAAGACAGCAGAUUCUAAGCUUUUUCAAAACCAUGGUCGGCAAGGAUCUGAUAAAGGAGUUGCGAGGAGAACUGAGUGGCAACUUUGAGGAGUGUAUGAUUGCCUUGUUUAGGGAGACAACAUUCUAUGACGCAUAUUCCUUGAGAAAGGCUAUAAAGGGUGCUGGGACAGAUGAAUUGGUCCUCAUAGAAAUCUUGUGCACCAGGACGAAUUCAGAGAUCAGGGAGAUCAAGAGGAGCUACAAAGAAAAUUACAUGCGCGACCUAGAAAAAGAUAUCGAGGGUGAUACAAGCGGUCACUUCAAGCGACUUUUGAUAUCAUGCUGUCAGGCAAACCGUCAAGAGCUGACCAAUGAACAAUGGGAGCGCUUCUUCAAACAAGGCCCCGAGGCUGUCGUGGAUCGAGCCAAAGCUCAAAAGGAAGCACAGGAGCUCUACCAGGCCGGAGAGAAGAAGCUUGGCACCGAUGAGGCAACCUUCCUAAGAAUCAUGGCACUCCGACAUUGCUAUCAACUCAAGGCGACAUUUGAGGAAUACACAAAGAUCAGCGGCCGUGACAUAUUGAAUUCCAUCAAGAGAGAAAUGUCAUCUGACUUGCAGCAUGGAUUCGAAGCACUUGUGAUGAGCCAGAGGAGUCGUCCAGAGUAUUUUGCUGAUCGUCUCUACAAAGCCAUGAUUGGUGCCGGUACAGAUGACUCAUCUUUGAUCAGAAUCGUAGUGUCUCGCUCUGAGAUCGAUCUAAAGAACAUCAAGCAAGUUUUCCUCUCAAAGUACAAAAAAACCCUAUGGAAAAUGAUUGAGGGUGACACGAGUGGUGACUACAAGGCCAUUCUUAUCAGUAUCGUAGGCCGGGAUUAGAAGCAUAUAUCAAUAAAAGGUCUAGGGAAUUUUGUGAUUGAAUUUCAAUGUUUAUACGUUCAACCAUCAGCAUGUUACACCUUCUGAAUGAUGGUGCCUUAUAUAUGUUUGUGCUUUGUAUUAAAGAUUUCUUUGAAAUUAGCUGGAUGGGUGUAAGCUUUGACCAGUAUUUCUAUCCAGAGUCUUACUAGAACCACCGGUGUAAACAUUCUACGAAGGCCUAUGAUAAUUAAUAUGUAAUGAACAGUAAAUGUAAUAUGUAAUGGAUUAAUCUGAAUAUUGCCAAAAAAUGAUCAUUGUCAAACUUCCAUGCGUGUAAUGAAUAAUAAUGUUUAAAUCAAUCGUAAACUGCUCGUUACUUUAAUGAUUAACAUUUUUGACUCGAUGCUCUUCUCCAUUACUCUAUCGUAUGUGUCUGUCUAAUUGUUUGUUUUCAUUUUCGGUUGAAAAUUAUUUAGAGUACCGGUGCUUACGAGAAUUUAUGUGUACUACAGUUUUUUGUUGUUACAAUUCAAGUUAUUUGUUUGUCUAAAAUUAGACUUGGAUACAUUGUAAGUUGACUACCCGCAUCCAAUAAUAGCGGUUAAUACUAUGAUAGUGUCCAGUCUUAACUUCCCAGGUGGUUGUUUUUAAUAUUUCAUCACUCAUUGACAAAGGGCUAGUUUAGAAACUGAACACGUGUGAUUGGCUCUUCAAUAAAACCAAUCAUAUCAUAACGAACAUCCUUACAAUUAGAAUUGAUUUGAACAAAUUUAUGAUGAUCUCAGUGGUAUAUGUGGAAAAAAACUUGUUAUGUUUUUGUCAACUUGAAAAAAACGUGUGGUAUUUUGAAGAAAAGGUAGUUUUUUCUCUUGCCUUGUACAGUAAGCUGUGAUUAAAAAGACUGACUAGGAUAGUCUAAGUAACACACAAUGGCCCAAAUUCAUAAAGGGCGUUUAAGGGUUAGACAUGUACAACUUCUCUCUAAUCAGUUUCAGGGCCUAUUCAUAUUCUGUGAAGAUUCACAUGAAGGGCCAGAAUCUGUCUAUUCAGUAGUUAAACGCUGUUUUAAGCUAAACACCCUUUAUGAAUUUGGCCCUACAUGUUUAGGGCCUACUGGGCAUUACCUAUGUAUUGUAAUUGAUAUUUCUGUGUGAUAUAUCUUUAAUCCUUCCUAAAACAACCCACUCGGGGAUAUGAAAAUUAAAAGUCUUUCACCUGUUUAAGAAUGAUUCUUGUCAGUUUGCUGUCUGAAAUGCAGUCCAGUCAAAUUAGUCCUUCGAGUCUAAGCACAGGCUGUUUUCACUCUAUGUAUGUUCAUUUUAAUGUUUGACUGAUUAAAGAAUAUAAUGAAGUGCAGUUGGAAGUAUAAGGUGCGUCCGUCCCAAAUAUGAAUUCGCUGCUAGAACACUGUGGAUUGCAAGAACAAGACUGGUGGUCUCAUUCGUUGCCUGAGGAAGUUGACCAUCUUUUAUUUUGUUUCUCAUUGACAUUCUUCAUAAACCCGUGAUCACUUUGAAGGUGGACUUUUUGAGUUGAUGCCUAGAUAGCGGUCAUGAUGAUUACACCGUCGCCGUGAGAUGGUGCUGCAUAUACAAUGUAUACAUCCUGAAAUAUGAAUAAAUGGGUUAUAGAGCAUUUGUCUGCAUUCUCCAAUACAUCAGGGAACCACCCUCUGAACUGGCUAUGGAUUAGUGCUAGGCUGAAUUAGUGCCGGCAUCAUCUCGAGACCCUCCACCUUUGAUGUCAUCAUGAUCACUAUAUAUUUGUAUUUUAGUGCAUUCUUAGUAUAUAUUGUGAUAUUCUUUAUAUUCAUCUAUGACAAACUAUACAUCUUUCUGUCUAUUGCGUUAUCCUCGAAGAUUCACACUAGAGUAAUUUUCAAAUGAGCAUUUCUCUUCUCAAGAGAAUUCUCCUAAUCGGUGUGGUUGAUUACUUUCCAAAUUAGUCCAUCUUUAUUGGUCUAGUUUUGCCUCAAUAAUUUUGCCUCAACUUAUGCUUGUACAUCGCAACAUGUAGCAUACUAAUUAGUUUGCUGAAAUCUUAGUUGAAGUUCUCUAAUCGGUUAUUAGUGAAAGGGUAUCAUCUAUCGCACGAUAUGACGUAAACAGGCCCUAUUGCCAAAAUUUCUACUUUUUUCAUAUUUUUUGUUAUCGGAUAAUUAGAUUGUCAUCAGAUACAUGUAUUCCCAUGUACAUGUAAUUAUUGGACUACGCAAAACUCCACUAGAAUAAAAACAUAGAAAAGCCA
Lineus longissimus is the source of this 4817-nucleotide messenger RNA. RefSeq names its product annexin A7-like. Gene Ontology annotation, cellular component: nucleus; cytoplasm. Lineage: Eukaryota; Metazoa; Nemertea; Pilidiophora; Heteronemertea; Lineidae. Gene Ontology annotation, molecular function: calcium-dependent phospholipid binding; calcium ion binding. The record is from RefSeq and is a predicted model, not a curated record. The coding region runs from base 648 to 2588 and encodes 646 amino acids. The transcript has 15 exons.